AGCUGAGGUCAUAACUCAGGGUCAUAAUUCACUCCUGGGUACAGCUGAGUCAACAAGCUUAGGAACAGGAGGGCAGAUAUCUCAAGGGCAGGAUGGAAGAAUCAUCAUUAAGCCGGGCGCCAUCCCGGGGUGGAGUCAACUUUCUGAAUGUAGCCCGGACCUACAUCCCCAACACCAAGGUGGAAUGUCACUACACCCUUCCCCCAGGCACCAUGCCCAGUGCCAGUGACUGGAUUGGCAUCUUCAAGGUGGAGGCCGCCUGUGUUCGGGAUUACCACACUUUUGUGUGGUCUUCAGUGCCUGAAAGUACAACUGAUGGUUCCCCCAUCCACACCAGUGUCCAGUUCCAAGCCAGCUACCUGCCCAAACCAGGAGCCCAGCUCUACCAGUUCCGAUAUGUGAAUCGCCAGGGCCGCGUGUGUGGACAGAGCCCCCCUUUUCAGUUCCGAGAGCCAAGGCCCAUGGAUGAACUGGUGACCCUGGAGGAAGCAGAUGGCGGCUCUGACAUCCUCCUGGUUGUGCCCAAGGCAACUGUCCUGCAGAACCAGCUGGAUGAGAGCCAGCAAGAACGAAAUGACCUGAUGCAGCUGAAGCUACAGCUGGAGGGGCAGGUGACAGAGCUGAGAAGCCGAGUACAGGAGCUCGAGAGGACUCUGGCAACCGCCAGGCAGGAGCAUGCAGAGCUGAUGGAGCAGUACAAGGGGAUUUCCCGGGCCCAUGGGGAGCUCACAGAAGAAAGGGACAUACUGAGCCAGCAACAGGGAGACCACGUGGCACGCAUCCUGGAGCUGGAGGAUGACAUCCAGACCAUCAGUGAGAAAGUGCUGACAAAGGAGGUAGAGCUGGACAGGGUUAGAGACACGGUGAAGGCCCUGACUCGGGAACAAGAGAAACUCCUUGGGCAACUGAAGGAAGUGCAAGCAGACAGGGAGCAAAGUGAGGCUGAGCUCCAAAUGGCACAACAGGAGAAUCAUCGCUUAAAUUUGGAGCUGCAGGAGGCCAGGGGCCAGCAAGAGGAGCAGGGUGCUCAGGUCCAGCGACUGAAGGACAAAAUGGCCCAGAUGAAGGACACCCUAAGCCAGGCCCAGCAGCGGGUGGCUGAGCUGGAGCCCCUAAAGGAGCAGCUUCGAGGGUCCCAGGAGCUUGCAGCUUCAAGCCAGCAGAAGGCCACCCUUCUUGGGGAGGAGUUGGCCAGCGCAGCAGCAGCCAGAGACCGCACCAUAGCUGAGCUACACCGCAGCCGCCUGGAAGUGGCUGAAGUCAACGGCAGGCUGGCCGAGCUCAGUUUGCACUUGAAGGAGGAAAAAAGCCAGUGGAGCAAGGAGCGGGCAGGGCUGCUGCAGAGUGUGGAGGCAGAGAAGGACAAGAUCCUGAAGCUGAGUGCAGAGAUACUUCGACUGGAGAAGGCAGUUCAGGAGGAGAGGACCCAGAAUCAAGUGUUCAAGACUGAACUGGCCCGGGAAAAGGAUUCUAGCCUGGUGCAGUUGUCAGAGAGUAAGCGGGAGCUGACGGAGCUGCGGUCAGCCCUGCGUGUGCUCCAGAAGGAAAAGGAACAGUUACAGGAGGAGAAGCAGGAACUGCUAGAGUACAUGAGAAAGCUGGAGGCCCGCCUGGAGAAGGUGGCAGAUGAGAAAUGGAAUGAGGACGCUGCCACAGAGGAUGAGGAGGCCACUGCAGGGCUGAGCUGCCCGGCAGCUCUGACAGACUCCGAGGACGAGUCCCCAGAAGACAUGAGGCUCCCGCCCUAUGGCCUAUGUGAGCGUGGAGAUGCAAGCUCCUCUCCUGCUGGGCCCCGAGAGGCUUCUUCUGUCGUUGUCAUCAGCCAGCCGGCUCCCAUUGCCCCCCACCUCUCAGGGCCAGCUGAAGACAGUAGUUCUGACUCGGAGGCUGAAGAUGAGAAGUCAGUCCUGAUGGCAGCUGUGCAGAGUGGGGGUGAGGAGGCCAACCUGCUGCUUCCGGAACUGGGCAGUGCCUUCUAUGACAUGGCCAGUGGCUUUACAGUGGGUCCACUGUCAGAGGCCAGCACUGGGGACCCUGCCACUCCCCCAUGGAAGGAGUGUCCUAUCUGUAAGGAGCGCUUCCCUGCUGAGAGUGACAAGGAUGCCCUGGAGGACCACAUGGAUGGACACUUCUUUUUCAGCACCCAGGACCCCUUCACCUUUGAGUGAUCUAACCCCUCCCUAAUACCUGCACAGAUACACACACACCCACAGACACACACACACACAUUCUCAUACAGUCAGACACAAACAUGCACUUAGGUCUCGGGCCGGUUUCCCAUCACACUGGGCUCCAUGAUAUUCUGUUCUCUAAGAACCGCUUCUAUGUGCCCUGGUUUCAUCCCAAGCUUUCUCACUUCAUCCUCUCCUACCUGGCUUUUUUGUCUUAGGCAGGAGCCCUUCUCAGAAGGAGUGGCUGAAUUUACCCCCUGAAAGCGGUUCUGGAAGAACCAGGAUGGAGGAGGCCUUCCCCUGUGAGAAUGGAAUCACCCACUCCUAGCCCUGGUUGCUUCUGAUACUCACACAGCCACUGCACACACAAACACACUCACACACACUCCCCUUUCUGAUGCCCCAAAGCCAAUUCCUGGGGCGCCCCACCUCGCUUAUUUGGGGUUUAUGUUUGUUUACCUGAGUUUUCUCUGGGGCCUGCAUAGAGGCAGCAGCAUGGACGUCAUGGCCUCUUCGGUCUCUUUCGGUUCACAGCUUCGUUGGUUUCUCUUUCUGUUCCCCUCCACACCCCACUCCAGCUUUUUCCCAUAGCCCUAGAUACUAAGUUUGGAGGUUUCUUUUGUAUUUUUGAGGAUUCCUGUACUCUGUCUCCUGCCCCUUCCAGCCCUCACUGCCCUGCCCGCACCCUCAGCCACCUCACAUGGAAAGAAAUAAUGUAUUCGUGCCUUCUGUGAGGGAUGGGGGAACAAGUGGUUCCAGGUGUCCUCAUUUCCCCACCUCUCCUCCCUCUCCAGGUACCCCCACAGCAAUAAGAACUUCGCCCCGAUACUCUCCCUUCUCUCUGUAGUUUGGACAAAUAUAUUUAUAUG
Messenger RNA from Propithecus coquereli (Coquerel's sifaka), 3040 nucleotides. It is a transcript of the gene CALCOCO1, whose product is annotated as calcium binding and coiled-coil domain 1. The record is from RefSeq and is a predicted model, not a curated record. The transcript has 15 exons. The coding region runs from base 93 to 2168 and encodes 691 amino acids. NCBI's taxonomy places the organism in Eukaryota, Metazoa, Chordata, Mammalia, Primates, Indriidae.